Molecule: messenger RNA, 1753 nt
Organism: Haemorhous mexicanus (house finch)
Lineage: Eukaryota; Metazoa; Chordata; Aves; Passeriformes; Fringillidae
Gene: LENG1
Product: leukocyte receptor cluster member 1
Source: RefSeq, a predicted model, not a curated record
CCGCCGCCAUGAACAUCCUUCCGAAGAAGUCGUGGCAUGUGCGGAACAAGGACAAUGUGGCGCGGGUGCGGCGGGACGAGGCGGCGGCCGAGGUGGAGCGGAGGAAACGGGACGCGCGCGCGCUGCGAGCGGAGCAGGAGGUGCGCACCGAGCUCCUGCGGAAGCGGGCGCGGGUCGGGGGUCGCAGCCCCUCCCCCCCGGCCCCCCCCGUGCUGUUCCCGCCCCCCGAGGAGGCCCCGAACCGCGAGCACGAGGCGGAAAAAAGGCGGGAACAGGAACGCCGGGAACGGGCCCUGGGGGUCCUGACCUACCUGGGCCAGAGCGCGGCCGAGGCCCAGACCUGCCCCCCCUGGUACCUGCAGCCCCCCAAAAAAGCUGGGGAGGGUCCCGGGAGGUGCAGGGGGGGGCGCAAAGCCGUGCUGGACCCUCUGCAGGACAUGAGGAAGGGGCUGCACCGAGCCCCCAGCCCUGAAAAACCCCCCCAGCCUCAGCCACGGAGCCCCCCCAGAGCCCCCCCUGAGAGGGGAGGGGGAGGAGGGCUGGCCGAGCUGCGGCGGCAGCGCCUGGCCCGGGAGGCGGCCGAGGCCGAGCGGAGCCGGGAGCUGCUCCGGGGGCUCCGGGACCCCCCCGGGACCCCCCGGAACCGGCGGGACCCCCCGGACCCCGAGCGGCAGCGACCCUACAACAGCCAGUUCCACCCGCGGCUGGCACGGGGGGGGACACGGCGCAAGUGAGAGCCCCAAAAUUCACCUGGAACCCCCCCACAAUUCACUUGGAACCUUCCCAAAAGUCACAAUGCACAGUUCCACCCGCGGCUGGCACGGGGGGGGACACGGCGCAAGUGAGAGCCCCAAAAUUCACCUGGAACCCCCCCACAAUUCACUUGGAACCCCCCAAAAGUCACAAUGGCCAGUUCCACCCGCGGCUGGCACGGGGGGGGGACACGGCGCAAGUGAGAGCCCCCCCAAAAUUCACUUGGAACCUUCCCAAAAGUCACAAUGGACAGUUCCACCCGCGGCUGGCAAGGGGGGGCACGGCACAAGUGAGACCCCCAAAAUAUUCCUGGAAUCCCCCCAAAAUUCAAUUGGAACAUUCCCAGAAUCAAUAAUGGCCAGUUCCACCCGGGGCUGGCACAAGGGGGGGACACGGUGCAAGUGAGACCCCCAAAAUUCACCCGGAACCUCCGAAAAUUCACAAUGGACAGUUCCACCGGGGCUAGCAAGGGGGUGACACGGUGCAAGUGAGAGCCCCAAAAUAUUCCUGGAAUCCCCCCCAAAUUCACUUGGAACCCCCCCAAAAGUCACAAUGGACAGUUCCACCCGCGGCUGGCAAGGGGGGGGACACGGUUCAAGUGAGACCCCUCCCCCCAUAAUAUUCCUGGAACCCACCCCAAAUCUGCAAUGGACAGUUCCAUCCCAAACUGGAGCAGGGGCCCCCAAAAUUCACCUGAGACCUCCCCAGGACCCCCCCAAAAUCCCCCCUUGGACCCCCCCCUCUCCCCCCAAAACCCAGUGGGACCUCCCAGUCCCUCUUAGAAGCCCCCUGGGCUGGAACAGCCCAAAACAUUUUUUAGGGGGGGGAAUCAAUCCCGAAAUUCUGAGGGAAAAAAAGAUUUUGGGGGGGUGAAACUCGAAUAUUUUGGGGUCCAAGAAGAUUUUUGAGAGGGGGGGAGACCCCAAAAAUCCCCUCCCCCCCCACAACGACCUCUGAUAUAAAACUAUUUAUUCAUAAAUAUUUUCCAAAAUGAAAAUAA